Rodentolepis nana is the source of this 1116-nucleotide messenger RNA. The record is from the annotation of a GenBank genome assembly. NCBI's taxonomy places the organism in Eukaryota, Metazoa, Platyhelminthes, Cestoda, Cyclophyllidea, Hymenolepididae.
AUGGUUUCAAAGCAGUGUGUCCAUAAUAAUCUUACUGAGAAGGGGACUACCAACAAUACCGCUCAACCCAAUGGUAUAAACAAACAGAAGUUCAAGAAGAAAUUCGAAGGAAAAAGUCGGAAAACAAAUAAGAUUUGGUUUUCUGGUGUGCCAAAGGCCCUUCUUAAGCCCGAUAGGGAUGAAGAGGAUACCACGGGCAAAUGCCUUGUUAAAACAAACUCUUACAGUGGAUUGACCCGAUCAAUCGCUCUAGAUUGUGAGUUCGUGGGAGUUGGUUACGGUGGCAAAGACGAUGCUUUAGCACGCGUCUCCAUUGUGAAUCAGUUCGGCCACGUCCUGUUGGAUGAAUACGUCCGACCGAAAGAGACAAUAACAGACUACCGAACUGCAUUCUCUGGCAUCACUCCGCAUCACAUGCGCCCAGGCGGGCCUGCCAGAACCUUUGAAGAGGUACAAGCCAAAGUCAUGGAGAUCUGCAAUGGUCGCAUUCUCGUCGGACAUGCUGUUCACAAUGAUCUUAGGGUACUCAUGAUGUCACAUCCAAAGAGGGACAUUCGUGACACCUCCCGUUACAGACCUUUCAAAGGGCUAUUCAAAGGCCGCAACCCCUCUCUUAAAGCCCUCACCGAGCGCCUACUGGGUGUCAAUGUACAGACAGGCGAACACGAUUCAGUGGAAGAUGCUCGGGCGACAAUGCGAAUCUACACUCUGGUAAAACGAGUCUGGGAGGCUCAGGUGAAAGCCAAGUUGGCUGGCAAGCCGGCGAAAGAAAUUCAACGUCUCGCAGACCAUCUCCAAUUCCCCUCUGCAUCGGGAGAAAUUCCAGCUGAGACAAAUCUCGGCUCUAAAGUUCAUUUUACCCACAUCGCGAAGAUCGCGUUGGAUGUGAAUUCAGAAUUCUCAGCUGGGGACGCUGCCAAACCAACGACCUCCAAAAAGCCCGAUGUUCCCACAAUGACUAUGAAAGAAACCAAGAAGGUUCCAAUGAUCAACGGACGAAAAGUAAGCCAACAUCGUCAGAGAUUCAUUGAAAAGAGAAGACGAAUUCGCCGCCAGCAAGCCCAAUAUUCCUCCUCCGUAUCGAAUCAGAAAAGAGACAGAUCACUAUUCUCUUGA